This is a messenger RNA of Protomyces lactucae-debilis, 1443 nucleotides long. Its product is annotated as homoserine dehydrogenase. The transcript is spliced from 2 exons. Gene Ontology annotation, molecular function: aspartate kinase activity; homoserine dehydrogenase activity; NADP binding. The record is from RefSeq and is a predicted model, not a curated record. The coding region runs from base 27 to 1163 and encodes 378 amino acids. NCBI's taxonomy places the organism in Eukaryota, Fungi, Ascomycota, Taphrinomycetes, Taphrinales, Protomycetaceae. Gene Ontology annotation, biological process: aspartate family amino acid biosynthetic process; L-homoserine biosynthetic process.
UACUUUGCUCCCCUGUUAUUGCCUCCAUGUCCAUCAACGUAGCCGUCAUUGGCCCUGGUGGUGUCGGUAAGGCCUUCUUGAGCCAGCUCGCUCAAUACAACAAACGUAGCGACAACACCUACAAGCUCGUCUUGCUUGCACGCUCGAAAGUCGCAGCGUACACGGAUGACUUGCAGGAGAUUGCUUUCGACAGCUGGCAGUCGACUCUGGACAAGGCCAUCAAGCCCGCGGAUUUGACAGCCAUGCUUGCGACUCUCAAGACAUCAAAGGUGCCCGUCAUUUUGGUCGACAAUACCUCGAAUGAAGCGAUUGCUGCACGUUACGGUGAGAUUCUAGAUCUAGGCAUUCACAUCGCGACCCCCAAUAAGAAGGGCUUCAGCAGUGAUUUACAAGCAUUCAAGGAUACGCAGCGAAAAGCGAAAGGUAGGGGUUUGUGUUUCCAUGAGAGCAGUGUGGGUGCUGGUCUCCCAAUCUUGUCGACGCUCAAGGAUCUUGUCGAGACGGGUGAUACCAUCUGCAAGAUUGAGGGUAUCUUUUCAGGUACGCUGAGUUAUCUGUUCAAUACCUUCAGCCCUGCAUCUGCUAUUGAUGCGCUCAAGCAAGGCGAUGAUGUUGGAUUGCCCAAGUUUUCACAAGUCGUGCAAGUUGCCAAGGAUAGUGGCUUCACUGAGCCAGACCCACGCGAUGACUUGAACGGGCUUGACGUUGCUCGCAAGUUGACCAUUCUAUCGCGAUUGUCUGGAUUGGAUAUCGCUUCUCCUACUUCCUUCCCCGUGCAGUCGCUUAUUCCUGAGGCUCUCGAAUCUUGCGAAUCGGGUGAUGCCUUCUUGAAGGGCCUGCCAGAUCACGAUGAUGCCUAUGGCAAGCAACGAGCAGAAGCGGCACAGAAUGAUAGUGUUUUGCGAUUUGUUGGAUCCAUUGAGAUGGCUACACAGCAAGUGAGCGUGGCACUCAAAGCAUUUCCCAAGACAUCGGCCUUUGCUGGCUUGAAGGGAAGUGAUAAUGUCGUUGCAUUCUACACGGAGCGGUAUGGUGGGUUGGAGGGCAACCCAUUGAUUGUUCAAGGUGCUGGAGCAGGCGGUGAUGUGACUGCCAUGGGCGUUCUUGCUGAUGUCCUCAAGAUUGGAGCUAUUGUGCAAGGCAGACCUGGCCCAGGACAGUGAGGGUUGUGAUCUUUACAAAAAUAGAGCUCGUUGCAUAGCAAGCAUGCCAAGCGUGGACCUUUGAUGUAUGUCGUACAGGCAAAGAUGACGGGCUCACCGGCAGACCAUGCAUACUGCGCAAACGCAGCCAGGUCGUCAUGAUGCAGAGCCAAGACUCGGCUAUAGCAGCUGCCGCAUCUGUGCGUUAUGCUGACGUGCGCCUGCUUGACUAGCCCGCGAGCCCGAAUCUCAGGGGAAUGAAUGGAAGUGAAGUGCGACAACGGAGAUCACUUGGCAUAUA